CACCAAAGACAUUUACACUAAACGCGAUAAGCCGAGUAGGCCCACUCUUCUCCACACUUUGUUAGCGCCAGUGAAAUCUGACCAAAAGUACGGAAUUGUGAUGCUGAGCAAUCUUCUCAGCAUACCGAUACAUGCCACAAAAAGCUGAGUCUUAUUAGGUACUCAGUCCAGCUUGGUAUCGAUGUCAAGGUCACCUCUCUCAUGAUAUCACUUCAACCAAACAAUGCUCGAUAUUCUCUGUGCUACUUUUUUGGAAACGCUUUCUUUUGCUUGUCUUUCUUGUGGUCAAGAAUGCCGCUCUGCUCGUGAUUCUUCCGGCUGCUGUCAGACGUGCUGCUCGCCAUGCGCUUCUUGCUGUUGUAAGUCUUCAAUGGAAUCGCAAGAAGGUCGCUUGAGGCUGGAGGAAGAUGCAACCGAGAACAAUAAUCCAACCAUCACCCAACAGCCAAGAUGGAGCGCACAAGAGGCAUUAAGGAAUUGGAAAUGAAUUGAACAUUGAUUGUUUGAAAAAUGAUACACUGU
This is a messenger RNA of Meira miltonrushii, 522 nucleotides long. RefSeq lists its product as uncharacterized. The record is from RefSeq and is a predicted model, not a curated record. The coding region runs from base 224 to 487 and encodes 87 amino acids. Lineage: Eukaryota; Fungi; Basidiomycota; Exobasidiomycetes; Exobasidiales; Brachybasidiaceae. The transcript is spliced from 2 exons.